CCAGACAAGAAGAAAAGGACCAAUGUUUAUUGUAAACUAUGCCCAAAAGUACUCAAGUAUUCUGGAAACACAACCAAUAUGUGUUACCAUCUGGAGCUCAACCACCGCACACAAUUUCUUCUACUUCAGGAGAAUAAGAAAAAAGAAAACGGCGAGUCUAAUACAUCUUCUGAUUCAGCACAAGCCUCAGUGAAGGACAUGCUUUCUCAAUCAAAGCCACUGCCCACAUCAUCUGCUAGGUGGAACCAUCUAACUCAGUCAGUAUGCUACUUCAUAGCUAAAGAUAUGCAGCCUAUUGAUACUAUUAAUGACACAGGAUUUCGUAAAAUGCUGAAGCAAUUUGAACCACGCUAUAUUCCUCCUGAUAGAAAAACUGUAUCUAAUAAAUACUUGCCUGAAAUGCUUCAAACGGAGAAGAAUCGAGUUCAAAAGCUUCUUGAAUCUGCAUUAUUUUUUGCUUGUACUACUGAUCUUUGGACUUCAAGGGCACAUCAUGCCUAUAUUAGUCAGACUGUGCAUUAUAUUGAUGGUGACUUUUGCUUGCAUAGCAAUCUUCUAGAGUCAAAAGAGUUCUCUGAUUCACAUACUGGGGAGCAUAUUGCUGAGGAGUUGAAGGGGGUUCUUGAAGACUGGAAGUUAUCUCUAGAUGGCCUUACAGGAUUCACAACAGAUAAUGCUGCUAAUGUUGUCUCUGCCUUAGACUGUCUGCCAUGCCCAAGACUACCAUGCUUAAGUCACUGCCUUAACCUAGCAGUUCAAAGGGCUUGUUCUAUUCCGCAGAUUUCAAAAGCUAUUGCCAGAUGCCGUCGUUUAGUAUCGCAUUUUCAUCAUUCAUCAAAAUCUGUCUACUUGCUUAAACAGAAGCAAGAAAUCCUUCACCAUCCCACUCAAAACCUUAUUCAGGAUGUUUCUACAAGAUGGAACUCCUCAUACUACAUGAUUUGUCGAGUCAUAGAUCAGCAACAACCUCUAUGUGCAGCACUAUUGGAACUAAAGAAGAGUGAUCUAAUGCCAUCUGACACUGAGUUAUCAACCAUGGAGACUUAUGUAGACAUUAUGAAACCACUUGUUGCUAUCACUGAAGCUAUGGGGGCAGAAGAAUGGGUUACAAUAUCUACAUUACGACCAAUUCUUCAUAAGCUUUUGAAUUCACACCUCGUAGGAACAGCUAGUGAUACACAAUUAAGAUUAAAAAUGAAAUCUGAAAUGCUUGCAGACCUGAGGACACGAUACCCUGAUGAUCUACUACUGCUGCUUAGCAAAGCAGCAUUUCUUGAUCCUCGACUGAAAGCUUUGCCUUUUCUCACUUUAUCAGAAUUAAAAGAGGUGACUCAAUCCAUUGAAAGUGAUGCAAUGCUUUUAACUGAAGUGCCAUCUGAGUUAGAACCUGCUGCAAAAAAGAAGAAAGGUGAACAUAAACUUUUUGAAAUUAUAGAUGACAUCAUGAAUUCAGAUAAAGUAGAUGAUCAACAACCAGUAAUAACUAACCUCCAGAAAGCUCAUGCAGAAAUCUCCAGAUAUUCUUCAGAGCCUAUUACUAGUGAUAAUCCUUUGGCAUGGUGGAGCACAAAUUCCUUUCGUUACCCAAUAUUAUCACAAUUAGCUAGGAAAUAUUUAUGUAUACCAGCAACGUCUGUUCCCUCUGAACGUGUAUUUAGCACUGCUGGGAAUAUAGUUACUAAAAAAAGAGCUUGUCUAGAUCCAGAAACUGUUAAUAUGCUGGUUUUUCUAGCUGAAAACCUCAAAUAAUUUAUUUACCUCUUAUCCUUUUGCCUAUUUUGUUGUAUUAAAUAAAUAUUAUUCAAAUUAAUUGUUAAUAUCGUGA
Molecule: messenger RNA, 1825 nt
Organism: Amphimedon queenslandica
Lineage: Eukaryota; Metazoa; Porifera; Demospongiae; Haplosclerida; Niphatidae
Product: zinc finger BED domain-containing protein 1-like
Exons: 1
Coding region: 79-1749 (556 amino acids)
Molecular function (GO): protein dimerization activity
Source: RefSeq, a predicted model, not a curated record